CUGGAAACCCUCCAUUUCAAGCUCGUGUCAUACUUCACUUUUCUCUCAACUCGGAAACACAUCAUAACGUCCUUCGAUCUUUUUAAGGAGCACCUUUCCAAGUCUUUGGAGAAAGAGCUUACAGUCGAGGAUGUCGCCAAGAUCAAGUCCAUCAUCCCGCAUAACAUGAUUUUCGAGUACGUUGAUAAGAACCAGUUCAUUUUGGAAGAGAAGCAUUUCACCUGGAAAGAUGGGUUUAAACAAAAAGAGGCCGAUAUAUUUGAUAUAGACAAAAACGAUACAGAGAGCCUGAAUGAGCAGAUCUUAGUCAUCGAGUUUAUCGACUCCGGCAACAAAUCCAGGCACCAGAAUAACUUUUACAAGCCCAUGACACCGGAGGAGGUCAAAAAGCUGAUUAUCAAGCGUGAUAAUAGAUUCAGGAAAACCUUUAGAAACAUUGUCAAAACACAGAUGCUUGGAUCUGCAGACUACAUAAACAACCUUUCACUCAAAUAUAUACCCGAGAAAGUGAAAUUCAUUAACCCGAUGGAACAAAUGAACCAGACUAAUAUCGAAUCUAAUCAUGAACCUAUACCGAAGUUGAUUGAGAGAUUUAAAAAAAGCUCAUUCUAUAAAAACCAAAUUUCUUUGACUUCUACCCAUCGAAUCCCCUCCAAACAGGCCAUUUACGAUCCCAACUUCUACGACGAAAUCAACAUCCAUCCAGAUCUUCAAGCUUUACUUCAAUCAAAAGGUAUGGAAAAUGUCUACAUUCAUCAGUCGAUUGGAAUAAAAGCCGUGUUAAGCCAGCAAAAACACGUCAUUUCAACAACCUCCACCUCUUCUGGUAAAUCUUUAAUUUACCAACUACCCAUUUUACAAUCUCUGCUCACAGAUAAGAACUCAACCUCACUACUGUUGUUCCCAACAAAGGCCUUAUCACAGGAUCAACAUAGAGCUUUGCUCUCAUUCAUUGGCGACCUACCUUCCAUAAAUCGAGAUUUGAUCAAAACAUUUGACGGUGAUACUAAUAAAACAGACCGCCAAUCGAUAAGAAACAGUGCCAACGUAAUACUUACAAACCCCGAUAUGCUACAUUUGACUAUGCUUCCAAACCAUAAAACAUGGUCCAGGUUUCUUAAAAACUUGAAAUAUGUGGUAAUCGAUGAAUUGCAUACCUACAAAGGAUCUUUUGGUGCCAAUGUUGCUUACAUAUUGCGCCGAUUGCGCCGUGCCUGUUCUUUAUUUGGUAACGAUUCCAUCCAGUUCAUUUCGAGUUCAGCAACCUUGAACGAAGCCUCUUUGCAUUUAUCUAAAAUGAUUGGUUUAGAGAACUCAGUCGAUGACAUUGUAUGGAUCGAUGAGAGUUUGAAUGGAUCACCAUGUGGUGCAAGAAAUAUUAUUGGGUGGAAUCCGGAUCUCGAUCAUGGAGGAAGUAUGAUCUCGGAUACAGCAAAAUUGAUCGUGGAGCUUUUGAAAUUGAAUAUCAGGACGAUUGUGUUCUGUACCAUUCGUAAGACUGUGGAGCUUGUUAUGAAGGAAGUUCGAUUUUUAUUGAAAGACGAACCUGUUCUGUUGGGACAGAUAAUGAGUUAUAGAGGUGGCUACAGUAUAUCAGAUAGAAGAAAAAUUGAGCAUCAAAUGUUCAACGGUGGAUUGACAUGUAUCGUUGCAACAAAUGCCCUUGAAGUCGGUAUUGAUAUUGGUGGACUUGAUGUCGUUCUCAUGUGUGGGUUCCCAAUAAGUUUGAGUGGUUUUGAACAGGAAAUGGGUAGAGCGGGGAGAAGAGGGCUAGAUAGUAUGUGUCUUCUUGUUGCCGGAGGCGAUCCGGUUAGUCAGUUUUAUGUCAACAGGAUCGAUGAAUUGGUCGAAAAGAAAGAAUGGGAAGAUUUAUGUGUUGACCUAAAGAAUUUGAUGAUUGCCGAAGGUCAGUUGCAAUGUGCGUUCAAAGAAAAAAAUGUGCCAAAUGACGAGCUAUCGAAUGAAUGGGUAAAUUGGUGGAACUGCCUACCGUGGGAAAUUUAUGAGAACUUGAUCAGAGAUAAAUUAAAGUGGGAAGGCGAUAUUUCUAGGUGGACAUGUGAUGAUUCCUACUUGCCAUACCCACCAUUAAUGGUGUCUAUACGGGCCAUUGAUGAAGACAGCUUUGCCGUCGUGGACACGACAGGUGGGAAUGGAAAUCAAGAGGUCAUUGAAACCAUUGAAGCUAGCAGGACUACAUUCACUCUAUACGAAGGUGGAAUAUUCAUUCAUCAAGGUCUACCAUAUAUAAUCAAGGAUUUCAACGUUGAUGAGAAAUAUGCGCUCGUUGAACGAGUCAAUGUGGAUUGGACCACAAGUCAAAGGGACUUUACCGAUGUGGAUCCUGUUCUCAUUGAGCGUCUGCGGUCACUCAACGAGACCGAAAUCCCUAUCUAUUUUGGGAACAUUGUGAAAACCAGUAUAGUUUUCGGGUUUUUUAAGGUCGAUAAACGGGGAAAGAUUCUAGACUCCGUCGAGGUUAAUAACCCGCCAAUAAAGUAUAAAUCCAAAGGUGUUUGGAUUGAUUUCCCGCAGGAACUCAAUGAGCUGAUCAAGAACCACAAGCUGAAUCUAGCUGGAGCCAUCCAUGCUGCACAGCAUGGAAUCAUGAACGUGCUGCCAAGGUUUGUUACGAUCGGAAGUUAUGACGAAGUCGCAUGUGAGUGCAAGGCACCGGAGAAAGAAUUUGCUUCUCGAGAGACAAAAAGAAAAAGACCCGCUAGAUUAAUCUUGUUUGAUAACAAGGGGGGCAAGGCUGGUAAUGGUCUCAGUUCCCGCGUAUUUGAGUGUGCCGAGAUGGUUCUGCAGGAAACAUUGAAGAUCAUUGAGGACUGUACAUGUGCAUUCGGAUGUCCAUUAUGCUGUGCAGGGAUGCAGUGUACAGAAAACUCGUUGGUGUUGUCAAAAGACGGAUGCAAGAUCAUCCUACGAUACUUGUUGAAGGAUAAAGACCCCCUUCGGGGGAUUCCCUUUGGUCCGGAGGGAAACAUGCCGGAGAUCACCAUCGAGACGGUUGUUCCCGUC
This is a messenger RNA of Pichia membranifaciens NRRL Y-2026, 3024 nucleotides long. RefSeq lists its product as hypothetical. Lineage: Eukaryota; Fungi; Ascomycota; Pichiomycetes; Pichiales; Pichiaceae. The annotation marks the transcript as partial. The record is from RefSeq and is a predicted model, not a curated record. Gene Ontology annotation, molecular function: nucleic acid binding; ATP binding. The transcript has a single exon.